GCCGCGCAGCGAAAAAUUCUGUGGUCUGUCUUGUCUGUUUGUUUCUCGUUGUGUGUUUAACCCUUCUUUAUUUGGAGACCACCAUGGGACAGGCUGUCACCACCCCAUUGAGCCUAACCAAGGACCACUGGUCCGAUGUUAAGGCCCGAGGAAACAAUGAAGGUGUCAUUGUCAGGAAGAAGAAAUGGAUCACCUUCUGCGAGGCCGAAUGGGUCAUGAUGAAUGUCGGCUGGCCGCGAGAGGGAUCUUUUAACCUCUCUCUUAUUUCGCAGGUGGAGGGUAAGGUUUUCGCCCCUAGCCCUUAUGGGCAUCCCGACCAGGUCCCAUAUAUCACCAUCUGGAGAUCACUGGUCGAGAACCCAUUUCCAUGGGUUAAGCCUUUCCUUCCGCAGCCCCCUCCAGUCUCUGGGCCGUCUGCGCCCCCCAACCCAGACUCCUCCCUUUACCCCGUGCUCCCUCACAAGGAGACUCCUAAGCCUCCAGUCCUUCCCCCAGACCCCAAUACUCCCCUUAUAGAUCUCCUGACGGAGGACCCACCACCAUAUCGAGCCGGACCACCUGGAGAGCCGGCCAAAGCGGCCCCAGCCGCCGCCCCCGGUGGCGGCGUCCCCGGCCGUGCCCGUGGCAGAUCCGGAAGUCACCUCGACUCGCAGGACCCACGGGGCUGAAGAAGAGGACGCAGCCCCGUCCCCCAUUGCCGGCCGCCUCCGCGGCCGCCGGGAUGGCCCCCCUAUUGAGUCCAGGGCCUUCCCGCUUAGAGAGGGGCCGAAUCGCCAGUUGCAGUACUGGCCCUUUUCAGCCUCAGACCUCUAUAAUUGGAAACAACAUAAUCCCCCUUUCUCCAGGGAUCCUGUUGCCUUAACCGGCCUAAUUGAGUCCAUCCUAGUGACUCACAGGCCGACUUGGGACGACUGUCAGCAGCUCCUGCAGACCCUCUUAACAGUAGAGGAGAAGCAGAGAGUUUUCCUGGAGGCCCGGAAGCAGGUUCUGGGCGACGAUGGGAGGCCAACCCAACUCCCAAAUAUCAUCGAUGCAGUUUUUCCCUUGACCCGCCCAGACUGGGACUUCAAUACACCUGAAGGUAGGGAGCAUCUACGUCUCUAUCGCCAGUUGCUCUUAGCGGGUCUCCGAGCGGCCGCCAGAAGGCCUACCAAUUUGGCCCAGGUAAGGAAUGUGAUACAGGGAAAGGAAGAAACACCCGCUGCAUUUUUAGAGAGGCUGAAGGAGGCUUAUAGGAUGUACACUCCGUAUGAUCCAGAAGACCCAGGGCAAGCACCAGGUGUCAUCCUAUCAUUUAUCUAUCAGUCUAGCUCAGAUAUCAGAACCAAAUUGCAGCGGCUGGAAGGUUUACAGGCGCUAGGUUUGCCAGACUUAUUGAAGGAAGCAGAGAAAGUGUUCAAUAAGAGAGAAACUCCUGAGGAGCGUGAGGAAAGGAGAUGGCAGAAACAAGAGGAAAGGGACAAGAAACAGCAUAGGGAGAUAAAAAAGGUUUUGGCCGCCGUUGUGUCUCAGGGACAGCAGAGAGAGGGAGAUAGGUCGGGAGAGCGAAGGAGGCCACCCCUUGAUAAAGAUCAAUGUGCUUACUGCAAGGAGAAGGGACACUGGGCCCGAGAGUGCCCCAAGAAGCCACAAGGACCCCGCCGGCCCAAGCCCAAGACUGUAGACCUCCUUAGUCUGGAAGACUAGGGGAGUCGAGGCCAGGAGCCCCCCCCCUGAGCCUAGGAUAACCCUCAAGAUCGGGGGGCAGCCCGUGACCUUCCUGGUUGAUACUGGUGCCGAACAUUCAGUCCUAACCCAUGCCGGAGUGCCUCUUAGCCGGCAUUCUGCACUGGUGCAGGGGGCAACUGGAAACAAGAGGUAUUAUUGGACUGCCGAGAGAAAAGUCCAACUGGCAUCAGGGCAAGUAACUCACUCUUUUCUGCACAUACCUGAAUGCCCCCAUCCGCUGUUAGGACGGGACCUAUUAGCCAA
This is a messenger RNA of Peromyscus californicus insignis, 1971 nucleotides long. RefSeq names its product WW domain-binding protein 11-like. The record is from RefSeq and is a predicted model, not a curated record. The coding region runs from base 84 to 668 and encodes 194 amino acids. NCBI's taxonomy places the organism in Eukaryota, Metazoa, Chordata, Mammalia, Rodentia, Cricetidae. The transcript has a single exon.